CUUUUCAUCUCGGGGAAGCUGCUCCCCAUGGCAGGGAACUUCUGGCAGAGCUCCCACAAUUUACAAUGGAUUUUCGAGAAACAAGAUCUGUUGAAGGAACGCCAGAAGGACUUAAAGUUUCUCUCAGAAGAAGAGUAUUGGAAACUGCAGCUAUUUUUUACAAAUGUUAUUCAAGCUUUAGGUGAGCAUCUUAAGUUAAGACAGCAAGUUGUUGCCACUGCUACAGUCUAUUUCAAAAGGUUCUACGCCAGAUAUUCCUUGACAAGUAUAGAUCCUGUAUUAAUGGCACCUACAUGUGUAUUUUUGGCAUCCAAAGUAGAAGAAUUUGGAGAAGUUUCAAAGACAAGUUUGAUUUCUGCUGCUACGUCUGUAUUAAAAACUAGAUUUUCAUAUGCCUUUCCAAAGAAAUUCCCUUAUAGGAUGAACCACAUAUUAGAAUGUGAAUUCUACCUUGUAGAACUAAUGGAUUGUUGCUUGAUAGUCUAUCAUCCUUAUAGGCCUUUGCUCCAGUAUGUGCAGAACAUGGGCCAAGAAGACAGGUUACUUCGCGUUGCAUGGAGGAUAGUCAACGAUACCUACAGAACGGAUCUUUGCCUUCUCUAUCCUCCUUUCAUGAUAGCCUUAGCUAGCCUACAUGUAGCCUGUGUAGCACAACAAAAGGAUGCUGUACAGUGGUUUGCUGAGCUUUCUGUUGAUCUGGAGAAGAUUUUGGAAAUAAUCAGGGUGAUUUUAAAAUUGUAUGAGCAGUGGAAGAAUUUUGAUGAAAGAAAAGAGGUGGCAACUAUCCUUAGUAAGAUGCCUAAACCAAAACCACUUCCACACACUGAAGGAGAACCGGGUGCAAAUGGAAUCCAAAAUUUGAGCUACAGCCAGUCUUAA
Dromiciops gliroides (monito del monte) is the source of this 879-nucleotide messenger RNA. RefSeq names its product cyclin-C-like. The coding region runs from base 28 to 879 and encodes 283 amino acids. Gene Ontology annotation, biological process: positive regulation of transcription by RNA polymerase II. The record is from RefSeq and is a predicted model, not a curated record. NCBI's taxonomy places the organism in Eukaryota, Metazoa, Chordata, Mammalia, Microbiotheria, Microbiotheriidae. Gene Ontology annotation, cellular component: mediator complex; nucleus. Gene Ontology annotation, molecular function: cyclin-dependent protein serine/threonine kinase regulator activity. The transcript has a single exon.